ACUGUGACGUUCAAACAAAUUCCACCUUUUUCUCGGCAAAAUCUCGUCUCAUAUAUCUUAGCCCUUUGUUUUCUCUCGAGAAGAUUGUUAUAAGUUUCGCUGUAUGCAAGUCCUUGUUUACUACUCUCGAGAAGUUGAAAAAGAAAAAUUCUUGUUUUUGUGUGGUGGGUACCUUGUGGGGAAUUGUUUGCAAGCUUUGAUCCACUGAACUGAGAAGACUAUAAAAGUAUUUCGGAAAUUGGGUUUGUGUCCAUAUGAAGUCCACUAUGGCUCAGGCUCAGAGUAAUUGGGAAGCUGAUAAAAUGCUUGACGUUUAUAUUCAUGAUUAUUUUGUGAAAAGAAAAUUACUUGUCACUGCAAAAGCUUUUAUGCAAGAAGGAAAAGUUUCCACAGAUCCCGUAGCAAUUGAUGCACCUGGGGGAUUUCUUUAUGAGUGGUGGUCUGUCUUUUGGGACAUAUUCAUCUCAAGGACAAAUGAGAAACAUUCUGAGCCUGCUGCAGCUUACAUUGAGACCCAGCAAACGAAGGCCAGAGAACAACAAUUUCAAAUGCAGCAAUUGCAACUAAUGCAACAGCGCAGUGCACAGUUUCAGCGAAGAGAUCCUAAUCACCCUGCACUUGGUGGUUCCUUAAAUGGCAUGAACUCUGAAGGAAUGCUGGGACAGCCGCCAGCUACUGUUUUGGCCAUGAAAAUGUAUGAAGAACGAAUGAAACACCCUCAUUCAAUGGAUUCAGAGGCAUCUCCAACUCUUAUUGAUGCCAAUAGGAUGGCCCUUCUCAAAUCAGCAACAAGUCAUCAAGGUCAGUUGGUUCAUGGUAAUUCAGGGAAUAUGUCUACUGCAUUGCAGCAAAUUCAGGGGAGGACUCCUUUGACCACUGACAUCAAAGGAGAAGUUAACAUAGGUGCCACUCCAAAGAGUUUGCCUAUGGAUGCAUCAGUUUAUCGACAAGCAAUUUUACAAUCAAAGUCUGGGCUAGGCAGUCCAGGAUUAAAUCAAGGAGUUACAAGUCUUCCACUGAAGGGCUGGCCUCUAACUGGAAUUGAUCAACUAAGACCUAGUUUGGGUGUACAAGUUCAGAAGCCUAAUUUGACAACCCAAAACCAAUAUCUUUUGGCAUCACAACAACAACAGGUCUUGGCACAGGCUCAGGCACAAAAUAACCUUGGAAAUUCUACUAAUUAUGGUGAUAUGGAUCCACGCAGACUUUGUGGUCUUCCUCGAGGUAGUUUAAGUGCAAAGGAUGGUCAGUCUACCAGGAAUGAUGGAUCUAUUUGCUCCCAAAUACAGUCAGGUUCACCUAAGCAGAUGAAGAUGACCCAGUCGCAACAUUCAUUAUCUCAGCAGCAGGAGCAAUUGCAGCAGCAGCAACUGCAGCAGAAUACCAGAAAAAGAAAACAACAUUCUUCUUCUGGAGCUGCCAAUAGCACUGGUACUGGAAACACUGUGGGUCCUUCACCUAGUUCACCACCAUCGACGCACACACCUGGUGAUGGAUUAAAUACAACAAGCAGCAUGCAGCAUGUUAACAGUGUGCAAAAGAACAUUAUGAUGUAUGGUACAGAGGCAACAGGAGGCCUUGCAUCAUCGGCAAAUUUGCUGCAGGAGGACAUGGAACGAUUUGGAGAUGUUGGUGCUUUAGAUGAUAAUGUGGAAUCCUUUCUAUCAAAUGAUGGAGGAGAUGGUGGGAAUCUCUAUGGAACAAUAAAACAGAGUCCGGCUGAGCAACAAAAAGAGUCUUCAAAAGGCUUCACCUUUGCUGAAUUUAGUUGCAUAAGGACAAGGAACAGCACAGUUACUUGCUGUCACUUUUCCUCAGAUGGAAAGUUGCUUGCCAGUGCUGGAGAUGAUAUGAAGGUUGUCCUCUGGAACAUGGACACUUUACAGACAGAGAGCACUCCUGAAGAACACAAAUCAGCUAUUUCAGAUGUCCGUUUUAGACCAAAUUCAUCUCAGUUUGCGACAGCCUCAUUUGAUAAAUCUGUGCGGUUAUGGGAUGCAGCCAAUCCAAGCUAUUGUGUGCAAGAAUAUAGUGGGCACAGUUCAGCUGUAAGGUCUCUUGAUUUCCACCCUAAGAAGACUGAUCUUUUCUGCUUCUGCGAUAGUGAAAAUGAAAUUCGGUAUUGGAACAUUACUUCAUCCUCCUGCACCCAUAUAUUAAAGGGAGGUAGAGCACAAGUGAGAUUUCAGCCUAGACUGGGACAUGUACUGGCAGCAGCUUCUGAUAAAGUAGUUUCGAUUUUUGAUGUUGAAACUGACAGACAAAUUUACUCACUCCAGGGUCAUCCUGAUCCGGUGAACUAUAUUUGCUGGGAUGCGAAUGGAGAUCACUUGACAUCUGUGAGUCAAAGUAUGGUGAAGAUUUGGAGGUUGGCUUCAGGAGAAUGCAUUAAGGAGCUGAGCUCCAGCGAGAACCAGUUUUAUUCCUGUGUUUUUCAUCCAAGUUAUUCAUCUUUAUUGGUGAUUGGAGGGAUAUCGUCCUUAGAGCUGUGGAACAUAGCUGAGAACAGAAGCAUGACAAUUUCUGCACACGAGAAUAUAAUAUCUGCUUUGGCUCAGUCUCCUGUCACUGGAAUGGUUGCCUCUGCUAGUCAUGACAGCUGCGUAAAGUUGUGGAAAUAAAUUUCAGAUUUUUAGGUUCUAAUAUUAUAUUCUUUUGAGUCACUUUAUUCUAAAAGAAUUCAGAGAUCUAUAUUGUAAGCAAAAAGGGGAUCUCUGAACUUUGUUUGCAAUAAUGUAUACUAGACUACAAUUACAUAAUAAAAUUUUGUAUUAUAUUUAUAGUCUUAAGUACUGCAACUUAGGUAUUGCACUAAUUUGCAAUGCUAUUGUCAUUUGUGUCUUAUUGUAUAUUUAAUUUGGAUCAUCAAAGUACUAAUGUUAUAAC
Gastrolobium bilobum is the source of this 2886-nucleotide messenger RNA. Its product is annotated as transcriptional corepressor LEUNIG_HOMOLOG-like. Gene Ontology annotation, molecular function: protein binding; transcription corepressor activity. The transcript has 19 exons. Lineage: Eukaryota; Viridiplantae; Streptophyta; Magnoliopsida; Fabales; Fabaceae. The record is from RefSeq and is a predicted model, not a curated record. The coding region runs from base 255 to 2621 and encodes 788 amino acids.